CGUUCCAAAAAUUCCAGAGGAAGAAAGAAAAUGGUUACUUCCGUCAGACUGUGGUACUACGUUUUAAAGGCUAAUUACUCGUAAACAUUUGAUUUUAAAUAGCGUAGAUUGAUGAUAUUGUAAUAAUUGCACUUGAACUGACAAUUACAAUUAAUAAGAGCUAACUGAACCACUGAAACAGCAGAAGGAAACAGCCCGUCAUGGAAGAAGGGGAGACAGCAGAGGAGCUCCUGAUAAAGCAGCACCGCAAAGAGAAGAAGGACCUGCAGGCUAAGAUCCAGGGUAUGAAAAAUGCAGUCCCCAAAAAUGACAAGAAAAGGAGAAAACAGCUUACAGAGGAGAUAGCAAAAUUGGAGACGGAUCUCAAUCAGAAGCAUGAAGAGGAACUCAAGCAGCUGAAAUCUACCGCUGAUACAAAGGUGGAGGAAGUGGUGAAUGGUGUGGAGACCAUACAGCUGGAAGGUGGAGGACAGGAAGAGUCCAAACAGCCCCGUGUAACGAAGGCCCAGAAAAGAAGGGACAAGAAGGCUGCACAGGAGAAGGAGAGGGAGAGCAGGAUAGCAGAGGCAGAGGUGCAGAACCUCCAGGGUGUGAGGCACCAGGAGGGUUUGAAGCUGGCUCAGAAACUGGCUCAGCAACAGCUGCAGAUAAAGGAGAUUGCAUCUGAUGGACACUGCAUGUAUCGCGCCAUUGAAGACCAACUAGCGCAGCGAUUAAAGCCUGCGUUGAACAUGAGUAUGAAGGAACUCCGGACCCGCACUGCUGAGCACAUGAGAAAUAAUGCUGACGACUUCCUACCUUUUCUCACCAACCCCAACACUGGAGACAUGUUCACAACAGAGGAGUUUGAAAAAUACUGCAGUGAUGUAGAGCACACAGCAGCUUGGGGUGGGCAGCUAGAACUUCAGGCUUUGAGUCGGGUGCUGAAAUUGCCAAUAGAAGUGAUCCAGGCUGACUCCCCAACAAUCAGGAUUGGAGAGGAAUACGAUGGUGAAAUCCUCACUCUUGUAUAUAUGCAUCAUGCCUAUGGUCUAGGAGAGCACUACAACAGUGUGGAGCGACUAAAGGAAGCAGCCAGUGCCGAUGACAACUAAGAGACAGUCCCCCCUCUGACAGAAAUAAAUGUCUUUAUUAAAGAGAAACAAA
Messenger RNA from Cyprinodon tularosa, 1146 nucleotides. It is a transcript of the gene otud6b, whose product is annotated as OTU deubiquitinase 6B. Gene Ontology annotation, molecular function: cysteine-type deubiquitinase activity. The coding region runs from base 201 to 1094 and encodes 297 amino acids. Lineage: Eukaryota; Metazoa; Chordata; Actinopteri; Cyprinodontiformes; Cyprinodontidae. The transcript has 8 exons. Gene Ontology annotation, biological process: protein deubiquitination. The record is from RefSeq and is a predicted model, not a curated record.